Poecilia reticulata (guppy) is the source of this 2768-nucleotide messenger RNA. It is a transcript of the gene iws1, whose product is annotated as interacts with SUPT6H, CTD assembly factor 1. Gene Ontology annotation, biological process: poly(A)+ mRNA export from nucleus. The record is from RefSeq and is a predicted model, not a curated record. NCBI's taxonomy places the organism in Eukaryota, Metazoa, Chordata, Actinopteri, Cyprinodontiformes, Poeciliidae. Gene Ontology annotation, cellular component: nucleus.
GGCGGCACGACACAUUAAUGCUUGUUUCCGUUUCACCAUGAAGCAACCAAAAGAACAGAACUAAAUUACGUAAUCCAUCACACAUGCGCAGACGGUGGUGGUUCCGCCAUUUUGGUUCUCGGUGUGCUAACGGCAGCUAGCUUCUGGUGUAUGUGCGUUUUGUUUACUCUUCACUGUUGGGUUUUCGGUUUUCCCUCCAGCUGCGGUACUAAAAACCAGUAAAGCGGUACCAGUCCGCCCAACAAGGUCGGAACCGGAGUCUGUCUUCGUCUGAGAGAUGGACGGAGGAGAGGAGGACUUUAUGUCCGACGAUGGGGGCGGGACUCCGGUUCAGGAUGAGCAUCCUCAAUCCGACGGCGAGGAGAUGAGGAGCGACGGCCGGCAGUCAGAGGACGACGGCAGCAACGACGAAGACGCUGCCAUUGCCAUGGAAACGGGCGGGGCAGCCAGCAGCUCGGACGCGGAGGACCGGCGCCGGGCCAACAGCGACUCGGAGGACGAGGCUCCUGGGGCCCGCCGAGAGAAGAGCGACUCGGAGGACGAGGCUCCUGGGGGCCGCCGAGACAAGAGCGACUCGGAGGACGAGGCUCCUGGGGGCCGCCGAGACAAGAGCGACUCGGAGGMSGAGSCUCMUCGGCCCGGCGGCAGCGAAGACGAAGACUCUCCGGCAAAACGCAGGGCAAGCGCGUCGGACGAGGAAGAGGAGGAAUCGCCGAGGAAGAGACGGCCGAGCGGCUCGGAGGACGAGGCGUCGUCUCCGGUCAAACGGGGAGCGUCCGACAACGAGGAAGAGGACGUGUCGUCCCCCGCCAAGCGCCGAGGAAGCAGCUCUGAGCUGGAGGACGCCCCCAGAGGAGAUGGCGCCCGCAGCGACUCCGACAACGAAGAGGACAAACCAGCACCGGCGUCGUCUCCACGGAAACACUCAGACAGUGACUCUGACGCAGAGCCGCCCGCCAGACGCCAGGCGGCGCCGAUGGACUCCGACGAGGAAGAUGAGGGUAAACGGGAGGAAGAGGAAGGGGCAGGGGGAGGGAAGUGGAAGGGUGUGAUGCAAUCCGACAGUGAGGAUGAGGAGGACGAGGUGCUGAGGAAGAAGGCUGCAACAGGAAGUGAUGAAGAGCAGCGCGAGGAAGAGAAGAAGCAACAGAGAGAUGACGGCGAGGAAGAGGACGACAAACCAGUGAAGAGAAAGAAGGCCAUCUUGUCUGACAGUGAAGACGAGGAUGAAGAGAAGGACGACAAACCAGCAAAGAGGAGCCGGGCGGUUUCCGACGACGACGAGAACUCGGGCAGCGGCGACGGCUCGGUCGGCCCGGAUCGAAGCCUGGCGGCCAAGCUGAGGGAGCUUGGGUCAGACAGCGGCAGCGACGAGGAGGACCGGUCCAAACCCACGGCGGUGAAGAAGGACGAGAAGGCGUUGUUCGGCAGCGACAGCGACUCCGGCGAGGACGACGAAGAGGAGAAAAUGAUCGCAGACAUUUUCGGAGAGUCUGGAGAUGAGGAAGAGGAGGAGUUCACGGGCUUCAACCAGGAGGAGUUGGAGGCUGCCAGCAAGCAGCCGAAGCAGCAGCAGCAGGCGGCCGAUGACUCCGACUCCGACGAAGGAGUGGACCGCAGUGGCCAGGACACCAGCUUCAUGUCCGACUUUGACAUCAUGCUAGCCAAAAGGAAAGCCAUGAACAGCCGGAAGAGGAGGCACCGAGACGGAGGAACGUUCAUCAGCGAUGCCGACGAUGUCGUGAGCGCCAUGAUCACCAAGAUGAACGAGGCCGCAGAGGAGGACCGGACUCUGAACAGCCAGAAGAAGCCGGCGCUGAAGAAGCUCACGCUGCUGCCGCAGGUUGUCAUGCACCUCAAGAAGCAGGAUCUGAAGGAGACGUUCAUUGACAGCGGCGUGAUGUCGGCCAUCAAGGAGUGGAUCAGCCCUCUGCCCGACAAAUCGCUGCCGGCGCUGCGGAUCAGAGAGGAGCUGCUGCGGAUCCUGCAAGAGCUCCCCAACGUCAGCCAGGAGACGCUGAAGCACAGCGGGAUCGGACGGGCCGUCAUGUUCCUCUACAAGCAUCCCAAAGAAUCCCGGGCCAACAAAGACCUGGCGCUGAAGCUCAUCAACGAAUGGUCGCGGCCGAUCUUCGGUCUGACGUCCAAUUACAAGGGAAUGACGAGGGAAGAGCGGCAGCAGAGGGAUCUGGACCAGCAGACGCCUCAGAGACGCCGGCUCAGUGAGCCUCAGAAGGUGGAGAGGGCGCAGGAACCCGACGUCUUCUCUCCACCAACCAGCUCUGGAGGUCAGACGCCCCGCAGAGACCUGGAGAAGCAGCUCACCGGGGAGGAAAAAGCUCUGCGACCCGGUGAUCCCGGGUUCUGCGCCCGGGCUCGGGUGCCGAUGCCCUCCAACAAGGACUACGUGGUCCGACCCAAAUGGAACGUGGAGGGGGAUUCCAGCAGGGGGCCGGUGAAGAAGGGUUUGUCCCGGGUCGAUAAACAGAUGCGCAGGUUUGCGGACAUUCGGCGGCUGACGAAGACUGGUCACGCUGUGAAGAUCAGCGUGGAAGGAAACCGGAUGCCACUCUGAUCCAGUCUCUGUCUUUAGUUUUUUAGGAUUUCUUCUUCGUGGGUUUGUUUUAAGGUGGUUCUCCUGAACCGUCUCAGUCCUCCCUCCUCAGGUUCAGCUCUGCCUCUCUAAGGGCUUCUUAACGAAUGUGAUUAUCUGCUGUAAACUUUUUUGCUCUCUGAACAAAUUCAAUAAACUCUCCAUCAUGACGUCA